AUACAGAGAGAGAAAUUGGAACUUGGAAGGUUCAUUUCAUGAUAUCUUCACUUGGCAUUUCCUUUUUCUUCACUAUUUCUCUCUCUGUUUUGGUUUUUUUUUUUCUUAACCCUUUUCUCUCUCUCUCUCUCUCUCUCGUUCUGCAUGCGAGUGUUGGCAUGAGUGAGUGUUCGAGGCUUUGAUCUCAUGUUCUUCUCUCUUCCCUCGGAUCCUUUUCCAACUACGGGACACAGACACAGUUUUCCUACAGUUUAUAACACAGGUUCAGCUUCUCUUCCAGCAAGAAAAAAGAUUCUUCUUUAUUGUGAAUUUCAACUAAAAUCUUUGGAUUUUAGAUUUUAGCUUGAAUACUCUCACGUUCUGUUCAGAUAAUAUUAUUAAAGAGAUGAGUCAAAUGACAAAUGAGAUUAACUACAAUGUGCACUGCAAUGAUCAAACUGGGUCACAGUUAAAUGAUGAGGGCAAUGGAGUAGGUAUGGUUCUGAAGAAAGGGCCAUGGACAGCUGCUGAAGAUGUUCUUUUGGUGAACUAUGUCCAGAAGCAUGGAGAGGGGAACUGGAAUGCUGUUCAGAAGUACUCAGGCCUGUCUCGUUGUGGAAAAAGUUGUAGACUGCGAUGGGCCAAUCACCUAAGGCCAAAUUUAAAGAAAGGAGCAUUUACCGCAGAAGAGGAACGGAUGAUUGCUGAACUCCACGCCAAAAUGGGAAACAAAUGGGCACGCAUGGCGGCGCACUUGCAUGGUCGUACAGAUAACGAAAUAAAAAAUUACUGGAACACUCGGAUGAAGAGGCGGCAACGGGCUGGCUUGCCACUUUAUCCUCCCGAGGUACUUUUGCAAGCAUUUCAAGAGAGAAAGCAUGGCCAAGGUACUGGUGAAAUUAGUAAUGGUGAUGGAGGGCAUCAUGAUUUCUUGAAGAAAAACAAUUAUGAGAUACAUGAUGCAAUAUUUGACAGUCUGAAGGAAAAUCAAGGAAUCUUACCUUUUUUGCCUGACCUUCCUGCUAUUUCUGCUAAUAGCUUUCUGCCAAAUUGUCUUGGUUCUCCUCCAUAUUGUAAUUUUUUGCCAUCAACAUUACCUAACCAUGAUCAUUUUCAAGAGUCAACCAUGUCUUUUAUUGGUUCCAGUGAAUUGAACAGCAAUGAGUUUUAUCCAUUUGACCGUAUUAAGGAUAAUAAUUCUGAUAAGAUUUCAGAAUCAUUUGGAUUGUAUUCUCCCCUUGAUCGUGGUGCCUCCUCACAUGGCUCAAUUUGUUACAGCCAUUCACUAUCGAAUGGCAAUUCCUCUACUUCUAAGCUGAUUUCUGAGGCUGCAAAGUCAGAGCUCCCUUCACUCCAAAUUCCAGAAACCGAAUUUGGUUGUUGGGGUACCUCUCCCCCACCUCCAUUGAAUGAGUCUCUUGAUGUUUUCAUUCAUUCUCCUCAACCACCUAAUGCACUAGACUCAGGUUCUUCACCACUUAAUAGUGGCUUGCUUGAUGCAUUACUUUAUCAAGCAAAUACUCUUGGUUGUUCAAAGAAUAAUUCUUCUGACAAGAGUUUAAAUUCUUCAAUUGCAACUCCUGGUGACAGAGCUGAGAGUUCUGCUUUGAACAUGUAUGAGACAGAAUGGGAGGAUUAUGCUGACCCUUUAUCUCCCUUUGGAGCAACUUCAAUCCUGAAUGAGCAUCCUGUUGUUAGCACCAAUGGAAACUCAUGGGAUGAUUGGGAACUUUUUCAGACCUUUAGUGCAAAUUCUGCAGGCAACAAUGAGAGAUUGCAGUCAGUUGACCAGGUUUGGGCCCCUAAGAGUGGAAAUCAAUCCAUGUCUCUGUUGAAUCUCACUCUGCCAGAUGUCUUGAUAACUUCAGAUUGGCACGAACUGUAUUCUGACCACGAUAGCAUGAACCAAGCUGUCAUGACUGAAGCUAGUGAUGAUAUCAGUGGACAGUAAGCAUGUGGUUAAUGGAACUUACGCUUCAAGUACAGGAGCUUAUUUCUUGCGAUUGGAUUAACAUUCUUCUUCUUACAAUUGUCUGAUCUUCAUUCAGAAAACUGCUGAAUGUAUGAUUCAAAACUUUUUGUUAUCCAUUUAUUUUACUCUUUAAUAAGGGUAAUCUGGUGUAACAUCUCCUGUUCUGAGAGUUUAGUAUGGGUCAGAAACUUGGGUCUUUCUAUUGUAGCUUUAUAAAUUCUUUCUUUGUUACAUUACUAUGCACCGUCUUCAAACUCUUUGGGACAAAUUGCUUUGACAGGUUUUAGAAUAGUUUGUAGAAUAACAUUGUACUUUAAACUUUGGACAGCAUGCAGCUCAAUGCAGUGACAAAUGUCUUGUAUGUCUUUUAGGUUCUAUUUGAAAGUGCAGAAACAUUUCAUA
This is a messenger RNA of Glycine soja, 2353 nucleotides long. RefSeq names its product transcription factor MYB33-like. Lineage: Eukaryota; Viridiplantae; Streptophyta; Magnoliopsida; Fabales; Fabaceae. Bases 386 to 1930 code for a protein of 514 amino acids. The transcript is spliced from 5 exons. The record is from RefSeq and is a predicted model, not a curated record.